GUCCCAGUAGGCACCGUGAUCACGGCCUGCACAAUGCCUGGCACUAUCGCCCUGACCUUUGACGACGGGCCGUCGCACCACACUCCUAAACUGCUCGACCUGCUAUCGGAAUACGGCGUCCGCGCUACGUUCUUUGUCAAUGGCUACCAUCUCGAGCAUAACGGGCAUGCGGAGUACCUAAAGCGAGCAAGCGAGGAGGGUCAUCAGAUUGCGUCUCAUACAUACGACCACCCCCAACUCCCCUCCCUCGACUACGACGGCGUCUACGAGCAAAUGACCCGCCUCAGCUCUAAAAUCCGCGACAUCAUCGGCGUGGCGCCGACCUACAUGCGGCCGCCGUAUCUAGAAGUCAACGACCUGGUUCUCAGCGUUCUCGGCGACCUUGGGUAUCGUGUGAUCUUGGCCAGCAUUGACACCAAGGACUACGAGCACAACACGCCGUGGCUGAUUGAUCGCAGCUACGAGCGGUUUGUUGAUGAACUGGAAGCGGGCGGGACGAUCGUGCUGGCGCAUGAUACGCAUCGGCAGACGGUUGAGACGCUGACCAAGGCGAUGCUGGAGGGGGCGAAGAUGAGGGGGCUGAAGGUUGUUACCGUGGGCGAGUGCUUGGGCGAGUCGGAACGGCUGUGGUAUCGUUGAUGGUGGAGGGGGCUCAGAGUCCAUUGGAUAUACAUAUCCCAACUUGGUCGUUUUGCCAGGUUUGCUCCUUGGUGGUAUCGUUAAACUGGAUUGGUUCGAGUGUAUAUUGUUAGCCUGUCUGCUGUCUUGCGCUGUCAAUGUAACGGUAGAG
Messenger RNA from Aspergillus steynii IBT 23096, 790 nucleotides. Its product is annotated as chitin deacetylase. NCBI's taxonomy places the organism in Eukaryota, Fungi, Ascomycota, Eurotiomycetes, Eurotiales, Aspergillaceae. Gene Ontology annotation, biological process: carbohydrate metabolic process. Gene Ontology annotation, molecular function: hydrolase activity, acting on carbon-nitrogen (but not peptide) bonds. The transcript is spliced from 3 exons. The coding region runs from base 34 to 639 and encodes 201 amino acids. The record is from RefSeq and is a predicted model, not a curated record.